CCUGCAGCUCCAGAUCCUCAUCCACCGCAUGAAGAUUUGCCCUGAUCUGACCUGAAAACGCAGAAAAAUGGCCACCAAAGCUGCAGCUCUGAUUUUACUGGGUCUCAUCUGCAUUGAGUUUGCUUCAGCUCAGAUUGCGGUGGAUUGCUGCCUGAGAGUGGAGAGUGAAAAGCGUCUGAACCCCAGAAACCUGGUGAGCUACAGCGUCCAGAGAGCCGGGAUGGGCUGCGACAUCAGCGCCACUGUGUUUGUCAACAGGAAAAACAUGAAGCUCUGUGUCGUUCCUGCUGAAGGGAAUCCAGGAGUGCAGAAACUCAUUGACUUUUUGGAGAAGAAAAGACAAAAUCAUCACUAAAAAAAUGUAAAAACAU
Xiphophorus couchianus (Monterrey platyfish) is the source of this 371-nucleotide messenger RNA. Its product is annotated as C-C motif chemokine 20-like. NCBI's taxonomy places the organism in Eukaryota, Metazoa, Chordata, Actinopteri, Cyprinodontiformes, Poeciliidae. The coding region runs from base 68 to 355 and encodes 95 amino acids. The transcript is spliced from 3 exons. Gene Ontology annotation, molecular function: chemokine activity. The record is from RefSeq and is a predicted model, not a curated record. Gene Ontology annotation, cellular component: extracellular region. Gene Ontology annotation, biological process: immune response.